AUGGGGAUUUACCUCUUCUUCCUCGCCUCAAACCUGCUCUACAUAACAUGUCUCUCAAAAAGUAUACUAUGGAGCAACGAAACGCAUCCCGCAUCGUCGUGGAUCGUUAGCAGCCCUGGCCACCCAGCCACUAACGUCAGGUCCCGCGCUGGAUCACAGCCGGCACUCGACGCCGAGCGCCUCAGGGCACUAGCAGCCGACUACCGGUCGCGCGCCUCGCGCACCCUCCUCCGCUGGCUGUGGUGGAACCGCUCCGGGCCCGACAGCUACCGCGCCUGCACAUGGGGCUGCACGAUCCUCCGCACCGCCUACACCACCACCGACGUCGCCUUCCAGACCGCGGUCGACGCACUGUACCGCUACAUGCGCGCCGUCGCCGACGCCGAGAUUCGCUCCGGCGUCCCGCUACUGUACCUCGUCGAUCCACGGCCUUCCGAGGAGUUUUACGUCAACCGCUUCAUCAACGACGUGUUGCAGGACAGGGAGCGGCUCGAGAACGCUACCGUGGCGGAGGCGUGCGCGUAUUUCCGCCGGUGGGCGCUCUAUUGCUGCUGGUACGGGUCAGAGGAGCGCUACUUCUCCUCCGCGGUCGGGCCGAGGCUCAAGACGGCGAUUCUGUUUGACGACGAAACGGCCGCGCAGCUGCAGGGUGUAGCGAAACGCCGAUUCUUCAAGGGCGAGCUCAACUGCGUUACGGUCAGAAGCGAGCACUGCGUCAUGCUGGUGGAAGUGGAGCCCAAGGGGCGUGGCGGGCCGGGGAUGGACCAGGGCGUGACCGACUGUUUUCGGGUGAGGCUAGUUCACCUGCUGCGGUGUUGGUUUGAUCGGGACAGGAAGGAUCCCGCGUACAUGCUCUGGGAAGUGGAUGAGCGGUCUUCUGUCGAGUGGUUCUUUACAGACGGCACCCUUUCUGAGCCUGGGAAAGAGACGUUGCUCUACGACAGACUAUCCACCGAGAUGAACGCAGAAAGCAACGGAAUCACUCCAAGCUUUCAAUUCUUCGCCACGUUCAUAUGGUCCAGCAGCUGA
This is a messenger RNA of Parathielavia appendiculata, 1029 nucleotides long. RefSeq lists its product as uncharacterized. The record is from RefSeq and is a predicted model, not a curated record. Bases 1 to 1029 code for a protein of 342 amino acids. The transcript is spliced from 5 exons. NCBI's taxonomy places the organism in Eukaryota, Fungi, Ascomycota, Sordariomycetes, Sordariales, Chaetomiaceae.